Alexandromys fortis (reed vole) is the source of this 3091-nucleotide messenger RNA. RefSeq names its product leukocyte immunoglobulin-like receptor subfamily B member 3. Gene Ontology annotation, molecular function: inhibitory MHC class I receptor activity. Gene Ontology annotation, biological process: cytokine-mediated signaling pathway. The coding region runs from base 71 to 3076 and encodes 1001 amino acids. Gene Ontology annotation, cellular component: plasma membrane. The transcript is spliced from 15 exons. The record is from RefSeq and is a predicted model, not a curated record. Lineage: Eukaryota; Metazoa; Chordata; Mammalia; Rodentia; Cricetidae.
AGGAAGGAAAGAGUCAGGCAGCUGGUUAGAAGAGUUCCUCUUCUUCAGGGGCUUCCAGUAUGACAUUCGCAUGACGGAAAUCAGACACCAGUUUGCAAAGGCCACACAAUUUGUGUUUGUGUGUUUGGAAAGGAGAUCAUCUAUCUGCAAACUGUGGCAACUGGAAGAUGCCAUGACCCCAUUUCUUAUAGUGCUGCUGUUUCUUGGACUAAGCCCAAACCUCUGGAACCCAGCUUCAGCAGGGGCCAUCUCUAAACCUACACUGAGAGCAGAGCCAGGAAAUGUGGUAGCCACUGGGAAGCAGGUGGCAUUCUUCUGUGAAGGGCCCUCAGAGGCCAAAGAAUAUCGUCUCUACAAAGUAGGAAGUCAAGACUACCUGAUACCAACAGCCCUUCUAGAAACUGAGAAUAAGGCCAAGUUUUCUAUGUCUUCAGUUCAAUGGAACAAUGCAGGCCAAUAUUGGUGUUCUUAUACAAGCACCAGUGGCUCAUUAGAAAAAAGUGACACCCUAGAGCUGGUGGUGACAGGAGUUAACCUCAGCAGUGUCGCUCUGUCAGCCAUUCCCAGCCCUGUGGUGACUGCAGGGGUGCGAGUUACCCUUCAGUGUCAGUCACAACAACCGUACAGUAUGUUCAUUCUAAUGAAGGACGGUGAGAAGCUCUCGAGUCCUGAACUCUCACUGAAAAUAUCCUCUGACAUAUUUAGAGCCACGUUCUUGGUGGAUCCUGUGACCCCCAACAAGAGGUGGAGGUUCUCAUGCUAUGGUUAUUCCUUGAGCAGCCCUCAGCUGUGGUCGGUUCCCAGUAACCAACUGGAGCUCCUGGUAUCAGGGACUCUUGACAAGCCCACCAUAUGGGCUGAGCCAGGUUCUGUGAUCACCUCAGGGAGUUAUGUUACCAUCUGGUGUAAGGCAAAACUAACAACCCUAAUCUAUGUGAUAUAUAAAGAGGGAAGCCCAGAUCCUUGGGACCAACAGAACCAAAUAGUCUACAAUAAUAAUGCAAAACUCACCAUUUCUUCUAUGACAGAAUUGAAUGCAGGGAGAUAUCACUGCUACUCCUACACCUCUUCUGGAUGGACAGAACGCAGUAACACCUUAGAGUUGGUGGUGACAGGAGUCUACAAUAAACCUAUACUGUUGCCACUACAAGACCCUGUUGUGACUGUAGGAAUGACUGUGACACUUUCUUGUACCUCAAAUCAUUCAUACAACUGGUUCAUUGUAACUAAGGAUGAUCAGAAGUUCUUGCGCAGUGAGCGUUCACAAGAUAAAGACACUGGGUUAUUUUUUGCCAAGUUCCAAGUGACACCAAUGGCCUUCAGCCAAAGGUGGAGGUUCAGAUGCUAUGGCUCUUACAGAAGUAAUCCUCAGGUGUGGUCAGAAGGGAGUGACCUUUUGGAACUUCUGAUCUCAGGAAAACUCAAGAAACCCAUUUUGAGGGCUGAGCCGGGAUCUGUGAUUGCCUCAGGGAAUAGUGUGACAAUUGUGUGUGAGGGGACCACGGGAAACCAACCAAUGUAUUUCCUCUAUAAAGAAGGAAACCCAGCACCCUGGGACAGUCAAACCCCAAUAGAUCCUGGUAACAAGGCCAUGUUCUCAAUAGCAUCCAUGGAACAGCAUCAUGCAGGAAAAUAUCGCUGUUACUCUUACACCUCUGCUGGCUGGACAGAGCGCAGUGAUCCCCUGGAGCUGGUGGUGACGGGUGUUCACCAUGGUAAACCUACUCUGUCAGCUUUGCCCAGCCCUGUGGUGACCCCAGGUGGGAAUGUGACCCUUAAGUGUGUCUCAUCUAAAGGAUAUGAUUGGUUCAUUUUGACUGGGGCAGAUCAAAAUUUCUCCAGGUCCCUAAAGGCACAGCUUACACAUAAUGGACAGUCCCUAGCUCUGUUUCCUGAGAUCACUGUGGCGUCCAGCAAGAGUGGGCCCUUCAGAUGUUAUGGACGUUAUACAAAUUCUACCCAUGUGUGGUCGGAGGCCAGUGACCCUUUGGAGAUACAUGUCUCAGGACUGUCAAAGAAGCCUUCCUUGUUGAUCCACAAAGGCCCUCUCCUGACACCUGGAGAGAAGCUCAUCUUCAAGUGUUCCUCUGAGAUAAGUUAUGACAGAUUUGCUCUCUUUAAGACGGGGGGAAGUGGCCUCACCCAGGCCUCUGUCCAUCAGUCUCAGGAUGGAGAUUUUCAUGCCAAUUUUACCUUAGGCUCUGUGAAUUCCUCCAUUGCUGGUCAGUAUAGAUGCCUUGGUGCACACAGUUCCUCCUUUGAGUGGUCAGCCCCCAGCGAUCCAUUGGACAUCCUGAUCACAGGGUACCCUGCUGUUGCACCAAAUCUCUCUGUGCAUCCAGGCACUACUGUUUCCUUAGGAGAGAAUGUGACCUUGCAGUGUCAAUCAUCAGUCCCAGUGGAUACUUUCCUUCUAUUCAAGGAAGGUGCAGCCCAUCCCUAUUUGCAUCAAAAAUCACAGUUUCAAGAUUUAAAAAAUCAGGCAGAAUUCUCCAUGAGUGCUGUGACCUCAGCUCUUGGGGGAUCCUAUGUAUGCUUUGGUUCCCAAAGCUCAUCCCCUUACCUGUUGUCACACCCCAGUGUCCCUGUGGAGAUCAUAGUUUCAGGACUGGCAAGGUACCAAAAGGCUGUGAUUGGCAUCUCUGUGGCCUUCUUUCUACUGCUCCUCUUCCUCACCAUCUUCCUUAUCCUCAGAUUCAGGCAUCAGAACAAAGACAGGAAGGGAGUCCGGACAGAGACUCAUUUGCAACAUCAUGCAGAUUCAGUGACCAGGGACAAAAGCCACCAGAAGAGCUCCAAGCCAGCUCCUGCUAUCCAGGAAGAAGUCUUAUAUGCCACUGUGAAGGUCACACAGCAUGCAGACAGCAUGGAGCUGGAUGUUCUGAAAAAACAUGAAAAAGACUCCUCCAAAGACUUGUAUGCCCAAGUGAAACCAUGUAGAAUCAGAAGGCCAGAGACCACCUCUUCUUCCCUCAUGCCAAAGGAAUUACUGGACUCAAAUGACACACAGGGCAAAGGAGGCCAAGUGCAGGUUGGGCAGGUGGGUCUUAAUAGCUUUAGUCACCCAGGCUCCUAGUUCCCAAUAUAAACC